This is a messenger RNA of Brassica rapa (field mustard), 605 nucleotides long. RefSeq lists its product as uncharacterized. Lineage: Eukaryota; Viridiplantae; Streptophyta; Magnoliopsida; Brassicales; Brassicaceae. The record is from RefSeq and is a predicted model, not a curated record.
AGGUGAAGGAUGAACAUCAGAAACUAGCCACAUAUUUUUCUUUCUGACGAUAAGAUUGAUGCUUUCUUCAACUUUGUCUUUCCUUAAUCAAAUUGAUUCAUCAUCCCAACACAUUGUUAAACCAAAUAGUGAGAGACAAUGGCUUCAACAAGAAUAAACUCAUUAACAACAAUCUACAAAUCCCCAAGAAGAUACAGUUCUAACCACAAAUCACCAAACCAAAUCAAACUAGUUUCAAACUCCCUAAGCUCUAAACCCAACACAACACAGCUCCCAAGUAACCUCUACACUGUCAGUUUCAAGACUAUUGGAACAGGUAAGCUUAGCAUCUCAAGAUACCCUGAUUUCGAAUAUUCUCCUCAAGGAGGUUCCGGCUCCGGAACUGCCCGGUGCAUCGACGCGGACGGUGGUGAUAAAAACAGAACUUCAAACUCUGAACUGUCCGUUAGUUUCGAUGUGGGCACUCUUUACAUUCCUUCUCUUACAAACCAAACCACGAAGUUUCUUGGCUUACCAUUACCGCCGUUUCUGAAAAUCGACAUAGCUCCGGAGAUGUUCCAAGGAACCAUCGACCAAGAUUCCGGCAAGGUAUAACUUUCAAUGCU